Lepus europaeus (European hare) is the source of this 896-nucleotide messenger RNA. RefSeq names its product transforming growth factor beta-1 proprotein-like. NCBI's taxonomy places the organism in Eukaryota, Metazoa, Chordata, Mammalia, Lagomorpha, Leporidae. The coding region runs from base 387 to 896 and encodes 169 amino acids. The record is from RefSeq and is a predicted model, not a curated record. The transcript has 3 exons.
AAUGCCAGAGACAGGGAGUUCUUCCAUCCCCUCGGUCACUCCCUAAAUGCCUCAAAGGGUCUGGGCCAGGCUGAAGCCAGGAGAGCGAACCUCCCUCCUGGUCUCCCAUGGGAGUGGCAGGAACCCUAGCUGGAGCCAUUAUCUUCUGCCGUCUGCAGUGCACCAGCAGGAUGCUGGAUGGGAAGCAGAGCAGAUGGGGCUCCUACUGGCACUGUGAUAUGGGGUGCGGGAGUCUCUAGUGGAUCCCUGGACAGCAGGGUCGGGUCUGUCCCCUCUUGGACACCCCCGGAUGGGAGCUGCCCUCAGGCAGGGGCUGGGCCCAGAACAGAGGAAGGAGACUUGAGGCAACAACCCCAGGCCAAGGAGUCUGAGAAGAGGCCCCGUCCAUGAUGCCACCACUGGGGGAGGAGAGAGAGGAGGAGCUGCAGGAGGGACAGCUGGUUGGGAUAAAAGGAAAGAAUUUUGGAACCUUUUCCACUGUGGUUGGAGCUACAGGUGUGGGAACCACUUCGCACAGCGCUGGCCCAGGCGGAGUGUUGUCACCCGCCCGCCCAGCCGCGGGAAUGCUCAGCCGCAACAACACCCACAUGGAGCUGCUCAGACAGCAGUACAUCCAGGCCAUCGGUGCCCUGAUCCUGAGCAAGCUGGGGCUCUCCAGCCCCCCAAGUGACGAUGAGGUGCCGACUGGUCCGGUGCCCGAGGACAUACUCGCCCUGUACAACAGAACCCGCGAUCAGGUGUCCGGGGAGAGCGCUAAAAAGAAGCCCCAACCCAAGUCAGACUUCUUUGGCAAGGAGAUCACCAGUGUGUCAAUGCUGGACAGCAACCACGGGCACACGGAAUGCGGGGGUCGCGGGGUGGAGCAGCAGAGAGGGGUGCUCUGUGGGAGAGGCUGA